CCAUAGUGCUCUGUGGUGGGGCCUCUACUUCCGGCCGACGUGUCUGUCCGGAAGAGUAGCGAGUAAGGCGACAGCGACAUGGCACCUCCAGCCCCGGGUCCGGCCCCCGGGAACUCCGGGGAGGUGGACGAGUUGUUCGACGUGAAGAACGCCUUCUACAUCGGCAGCUACCAGCAGUGUAUCAACGAGGCGCAGCGGGUGAAGCUGACCAGUGUGGAGAAGGAAGUAGAAAGAGACGUCUUCCUCUACAGAGCAUACCUGGCGCAGAGGAAGUAUGGCGUGGUGCUGGAUGAGAUCAGGCUGUCCUCCGCCCCGGAGCUCCAGGCUGUGCGCAUGCUUGCUGAGUACCUGGCCAACGAGAGCCGCAGGGAUGCCAUCGUGGCCGAGCUGGACCGGGAAAUGAGCAGGAGCGUGGACGUGGCCAACACCACCUUCCUGCUCAUGGCUGCAUCCAUCUACUUCCACGACCAGAACCUGGACGCGGCCCUGCGCACCCUGCACCAGGGCGACAGCCUGGAAUGCAUGGCCAUGACCGUGCAGACCCUGCUGAAGCUGGACCGCCUGGACCUGGCCCGGAAGGAGCUGAAGAGGAUGCAGGACCAGGACGAGGACGCCACGCUCACCCAGCUGGCUACCGCCUGGCUCACCCUGGCCGUGGGUGGCGAGAAGCUGCAGGACGCCUAUUACAUCUUCCAGGAGCUGGCGGACAAGUGCUCAGCCACGCUGCUGCUGCUCACGGGACAGGCGGCCUGCCACAUGGCCCAGGGCCGCUGGGAGGCGGCAGAGGGGGUGCUGCAGGAGGCGCUGGACAAGGACAGCAGCCACCCCGAGACGCUGGUCAACCUGGUCGUCCUGUCGCAGCACCUGGGCAAGCCCCCUGAGGUGACAAACCGCUACCUGUCACAGCUGAAGGAUGCCCACAGGUCACACCCCUUCGUCAGGGAGUAUCAGGCCAAGGAGAACGACUUCGACCGCCUGGUGCUCCAGUAUGCGCCUAGCGCCUGACAGCCUCGGGACGCCCAGGCAGACCCGCACUCCAGCCUGGCCCUCACCCUCACGCGUGCCCUGCACUGCCAAUAAACGUCUGGCUCUGGUG
This is a messenger RNA of Heterocephalus glaber (naked mole-rat), 1096 nucleotides long. It is a transcript of the gene Cope, whose product is annotated as coat protein complex I subunit epsilon. Gene Ontology annotation, molecular function: protein binding; structural molecule activity. The record is from RefSeq and is a predicted model, not a curated record. NCBI's taxonomy places the organism in Eukaryota, Metazoa, Chordata, Mammalia, Rodentia, Bathyergidae. Gene Ontology annotation, biological process: intra-Golgi vesicle-mediated transport; retrograde vesicle-mediated transport, Golgi to endoplasmic reticulum; endoplasmic reticulum to Golgi vesicle-mediated transport. Gene Ontology annotation, cellular component: COPI vesicle coat.